Messenger RNA from Esox lucius (northern pike), 1688 nucleotides. RefSeq names its product protein CutA homolog. Gene Ontology annotation, biological process: response to metal ion. Lineage: Eukaryota; Metazoa; Chordata; Actinopteri; Esociformes; Esocidae. Gene Ontology annotation, molecular function: copper ion binding. The record is from RefSeq and is a predicted model, not a curated record. The transcript is spliced from 7 exons. Bases 782 to 1288 code for a protein of 168 amino acids.
AAAUUUUCUGUUGAUGUAAUUAGUAAUAUCGAUGUUUGUGCUUUUCCCAACUUGUAGAAACUUAACCUGCAUGACAUUUUUGUUUCGUGCGUUUUGUAUCAGUUCUUGUCAUGCGCGCCAUUAGAACCUGUUGUCUCAAAUGACAGCGAGUUUAAUUUGUUCAACUCAACCCAGUUACGUAGUUACAGUAGCUCAACUCGUUCAAGUUUAAUCUCAUUUAGAGAAAUGAUCAAUGUUAGUGGGAUUUGCCAUCAACAAUAUUUAGUCACCGAAAGCUUAGAUAUGUACAUUCAGAAAAUAAUUUAAUGUUGGCCUUACUGCAUAAAUCCAAUUUAUACUUUGAAUAAUACUUUUUAAAAACUUACCCAAAACAACCACAUUCCUCAGUUAAUGUCAAGGGUGCGCCUCUCCAAAUGCUCGUUGUCCAAUCAAAUCUCAGAAUAUAGGGACACGGUGGUGUCCAUCAAAUAUUACCAGUUUAACGGGCAACGAAACGAAGAAAAAGUUGGUCAUCUGGGGUUGAGUUAAUUGGCCACUGCAAGAUGAGCAUACACCACUGUAGUUAGGCUACACAUUGCUUUUCAGUAAUGAAUUCAUAUCUUGCCUGCUGGCCUGUUCUGUAUUGAAGCAAUAUUCAGCCAGAGGGGAGAGGCUAAGGACAGUUUUUAGGCAUAAAAACAACAACGUUUUUUUAAGGAAUCUCAGGGUUGGUGAUAUAUGGCUGAACACAAACCCACACACAUAUAUAUAUUUUUUAAUAUACGUUUAUAAAGAACGAAACAUGAAGGGGAGGAUCAAUAGUGUCAAUGGUCAGGCAAUGCGCAUUGGACCCCUUGCUACAGGCGGACUGGUGGCAGGUGGACCUCUGAGAGCCUUCCUCGUGACUGCGUUGCUGAGCGUGUUGAUGCUCCCGUGUCUGAGGACCGUGGGAUUGAGAGUGUUCUCCAUGGCGUCCGAAACCUACAUGUCGGGCACGCACUCCGCUGCCUUCGUCACCUGCCCCAACGAACAGGUGGCAAAGGAGCUGGCCAGGGGUAUUGUAGAGAAAAAACUGGCCGCUUGUGUCAACAUCGUCCCCCAAAUCACAUCUGUAUAUGAGUGGCAGGGGAAGAUUGAGGAGGACAGUGAAGUUCUGCUGAUGAUCAAGACCAGGAGUUCUAAAGUGUCAGCUCUAGCAGAAUAUGUCAGGUCAAAACACCCAUAUGAAGUGGCGGAGGUCAUCAGCCUCCCGAUUGAUCAGGGCAACCCACCCUACCUCAAGUGGCUCGGUGACACCGUCCCCGAAUGACCGGGGCGCGGCCUCACGUCAGACGCCGUCGCGGUGUCCGCGGAAGACGGAUGUCUGACAAAAGACGAUGGAUGGAUGAAGGAAGGCUAAGUUCAACAUGCAUCCCUAUUCCCCUUGUUGUUCAAAAUCUAAUCUGGACCUUGAGACUGACUGAGAACCGGGACACCAGGUGGUACCAGACGGACUGAGACCCGAGACACCAGGUGGUACCAGACUCGCAUGGAUGAGAUAUUUGGGAGAGGCGUUUGGAGGAUAAUUUUCACUUCACCUGAAAUGCCCUUAGUAGACAUGGUGUGUCUGCUGUCAGAAUUGAAGAUGCUGUCCUGUUUUUCUGCUUCUUUGUUUUUUCAUAUAAAGUGAGAAAUAAUUUGGAAUAAAAGACUCAAGUCGUUCGAUCAAG